Messenger RNA from Perkinsus marinus ATCC 50983, 2575 nucleotides. RefSeq names its product Protein ERD1, putative. Gene Ontology annotation, molecular function: inositol hexakisphosphate binding. The transcript has 17 exons. The record is from RefSeq and is a predicted model, not a curated record. Bases 127 to 2040 code for a protein of 637 amino acids. Gene Ontology annotation, cellular component: Golgi apparatus; cytoplasm; plasma membrane. Gene Ontology annotation, biological process: phosphate ion transport; cellular response to phosphate starvation. Lineage: Eukaryota; Perkinsozoa; Perkinsida; Perkinsidae.
UUUAACCACACCCUUUCUUCUUCUUCUCCUCCUCCUUCUUUCUGGCUCCUACUAGGGGAAGUCUUGAUCUUGUAUUAUUUCCUCAUCAUCAACGUCAUCACUGUCUCUAUCGACUACUAGUAUACAAUGAAGUUUGAGAAGCAGCUAAGACGUUACGCUAUUGCAGAAUGGGCUGAUAACUACAUAGACUAUCGCCGACUCAAGAAGGCAUUGGCAAGGAGUGUACAUAGGAGUCGUAGAGUAAGCAGUGCCCAUGCACCAUCACCAUCACUCGAGGAUAUGAUGCGGAGAUCAAGGGAGUAUAGUAUGGGAGCCGUCCCGGGCCUGCCUCCACAGCCCCAUCAAAUACUAGGCAUAUCGCCAUCCUCCUUCGUGAAUAGCGAGACAUCGUUGGAUGAAUGGUAUCAGCUAUUAGAACUACAAAUACGGAAGGUUAACAUAUUCUUCGAGUUACAAUACCACGACUUAGAGUCACAAGUAAUUGAGACAGAGAAAUUGGUUCACUCGAUAGAGUCAUCGUCGAGCAGUGAGUCUAGUAUUGGUAUAACCACGGACCCUCAGUACUACCAUCCUGCUCAUCCUGGCCAAUCACCUGUUUACGCCCAAGAAGAGCAGAACAACAACCAUAAUGGCAGACAGAUAGAGUACCCGUAUACUCCCUAUGAAGAGGGUAACCUACAAGCCCCCCUCAUACGAGAGAGGCGUCAUAGAAGUCCUGAGGAGACUCGGAAUGCCCAAAUGAUGAUGCGGGCAGAGAACACUAUAGCGAAUUUAACCGAAAGGAUAGACUUACUAAGGUCAUACUCUAGACUCAAUCAUUUGGCUGUAGCAAAGAUACUCAAGAAGCACGAUAAGGUUACUCGAAUAGGCCUCUCUCAAGUGCUUAUGCCGGAGGUUUCCUCGCAGCCUUUCUAUGAUCUUGGACGUUUGGAUGCUUUGGAUAGCCGUCUGAAGCAUCUGUUGCCGUGUACUAAUCCUAGCGAGGCUGAUCAACAAUUCCUCAAGAGGUUGCGGUACUUUCGUGAGCAUAUGGGUGGUGGCCAUUCGAAAGUGUUACGAGGCUUCUAUAUUGGAGUAUCGGUGAUGUUGAUGAUAGACCUAGUUGUACUCAUAUGUAUACCACACACUAACCCUAACUUUGAUGAAGAGGCUUUCUUUGCCAGUCUAACUACAUUUAGGUUCGUGUUCAUGUCUUCAUUAGCACUGUGGAGUGCCGGUUGGGCUAUGAGUAUUUUGGAGACCUAUUCUGUUAAUUACCUAUUCCUACUGGACUGUGAUCCCAAUAUCGAAGUUAGAUCGGAUACUUUAUUCAACAUCGCCGCGUUACACACAAGUCUGUUUAUCCUGUUCUUUGGAUUGUACGUUGUUGAUUAUAAAUUUGCUAUAUUUGGUUACCAUGGAUACUAUGUAGUAUAUCCGGCUGUACUGCUCUUUUUCUGGCUUGUAUCAAUGCUUUGGCCGCAUGACAUAUUUCGUUUGCGGUAUCGUAAGGGUAUAGUGAUGUCACUAUGGAGGACAGUGAAGGCUCCUUUCGGAGGUUCGGUUACCUUUGCCGAUAACAUUACGGGUGAUGUUCUCACUAGUGCGGUUAAACCACUACAGGUGAUUGUAUAUCAAUGGAGGUUAUACCUCGGACGAUCGUUGUCAAUUCAGGAUUUAGCCAUCGCUUUCUUUUUCUUCUCAUCACCCAUGGACAUAGCUCGUUCUAAAACGGAGAAUCAUCCCAUCCUUAUACCAUUGAUUGCUUUCCUACCAUAUUGGUUCCGAAUGAUGCAAUGUCUCAAUCGAUGGUGGGAAACUGGGGAGACCCGACACUUAUGGAAUUUCGGGAAGUAUUCAUGCGGUAACAUCAUGGUUGUUGUCACCGCUCUGCCACUAAGUGAUUUCCCUUUCUUCUCUGUUUAUACCGAACGUCUAGUCUGGGUAUUUGUUUAUUGCCUAUCAUCUAUGUAUAUGUAUUGUUGGGAUGUUGGUAUGGAUUGGGGUAUAGUUAGCUUCUCUACUACUGAUCACACUGGUAACAUCACCAUUAUCAUGUAAGGUAUCAAUUACUUAUGUACUCAGGGACAUUCUUAUCGAGAGAACAUAUGUUACCACGAUGGAUGUAUGGUGCUGCUGCAUUCACCAAUCUGAUAGGUCGAGUAACUUGGGCUUUAACUCUAAUGCCAGCCCAUACAGUAUUGAAAUCAGCAGUUGGAUCACAGAUCUUGAGAACUGUUGUUGCUGGUAUGGAGAUUAUGAGGUGAUCAUUAUUAUCAACAUCAUUGUUCAUUAUGUUAACUUGUAUACUAGACGAGCCCAGUGGUUUAUCAUUCGAUGCGAAUUCGAACAUCUAACCAACGCAAGCAAAUACCGAUCGCUGCUUUGGGUGCCUCCACUCAUAUCCAAAGAGGAUCUACAUGCUACACGGAAGAGGAUGAAGCCUCUGUUCACUGUAAAUGUGAAAUCGAUAGCAGUGGAUCCAUCCUGGGGUAUAAAAGACACGGCGGUGGCCGCGAUGAACUCUAUACGAUCUCGAGGAGAAUCAUUUGCACCUUGAUAAUCAUCAACUUACAUUUUUCUCAAGUUUCUGCGC